AUGACUUACCCCUCCUGGGAGCUCAGGAAACCCGAUCAUGGCUCAAACUCAGCUCGCAAUUUGAGCAAUCAAGCCUUGAAGGAGGGGCAAUGCAGGAGUGUUUAUUUUCUGUCGAGUUUAGGAGGGAAUAGACAUAGGCAUGCCAUAUUUGGAGUAAAAAUCAAAGGAGGAAAAAUUUUGGGAAAAGGUCGAGAAUUUCUUGAGCCUGUUUCCAAGCUUUUCGAUAGAAGUAACCGUGAUGUCCCAGCAGGAUAUAAUGUGGUGGCUACCAGGUUGAAUAGCCCUACCGAAUUGUAUUUGUUGUUCCAAAAUGAUGAAAAACAGAAGCCCUUCGGCAAGCACCACUAUCACUCGGCAUGCACUUUUGACAUAAUGACUAAGGAAUUGAAGUCGUUCGAGCCCCCUAAGCAGCAUAAAACAGAUGCACUUUUAAUUUCAGCCUAUGACAAGCUUUAUCAUCUCGCAGUAUCGGCCGUUGAGGUUUAUGAUCCACAGGCCUGCUCCUGGAAGAGUUGCUCUUCAUUUCCUCACUAUCAGGAGGAGGAUUGGUCUAGCUCUAGGAUGACGGGUUAUGCUAUUUGUUACGGCUGUAUUUUGGUUUCUGUAGAGCCUCCUGAGACAUGUGAGCGUCGUGAAUCUCCUCUGUGGGUAUAUGACGUGACUUUGGAUGAAUGGAGUGAGGUUAAAGUCCCUACCGACGAUGAUUCUGACUUUCAUUACCCUUUUACAGAUAAAGCUGUAGUAAUAGACGAUACUAUUUAUGCCAGAUCUUUUGAGGAAACAGUUGUAGCAUUCUCUCUUAUGAGGAAACAAAUGGUAGAUGGUAGUAUGGAGUACUCUGUGGACAAACCACGAAAGCUGCAUGGCUUGCGUACUUGUUUUCACUUGGAUCCUGAUUGUUAUAGUGUAAGUGAUUGUUUGGUUCAUUUGGGGGGCUUUAACUUCUGCCUUGUGCAAUCUAUCCAGAAAUAUUUCGACAGGCAACGUGUGUUCAUCACCACAUUUGAUAUUAUUUACAAAGAAGGAAAGAGGCGUAUCCGUACUCUAGAUACUACCAUGCGUGAAGUAGAUAUUAGCUGUCUUGGUCAAUUUUAUAUUGAAUCAGGCUUCACGCUAGAAUGUGAAGAAGGAAACGAGAUUGUUAGCACCAGCAGUAUGAUGCAGCCAACUGAUGAUCCUCGAUUGUGCAAGCUUCAACAGGUCUGCAGUAAAAGACAAGAUAAGGAAGCAGAAAAGAAGACGGAGACAGAUGAAAUCGAAGUUGAGUUCGCGGAAAAUAACCUUGUUGGGUAA
Molecule: messenger RNA, 1293 nt
Organism: Fragaria vesca subsp. vesca
Lineage: Eukaryota; Viridiplantae; Streptophyta; Magnoliopsida; Rosales; Rosaceae
Exons: 4
Coding region: 1-1293 (430 amino acids)
Molecular function (GO): protein binding
Source: RefSeq, a predicted model, not a curated record